AUGAUUAAUAUGGAGAUCAAAAAUCAAACGGAAAUUGCAGAAUUCAUCCUUCUGGGAUUUGGAGACCUCCAGAAUCUGCAGAUCCCCCUCUUCUUGCUGUUCCUGUUAAUCUACAUUUUGACUAUGGCUGGGAACCUUCUCAUAGUUGUACUCAUUGUGAGUGAUCAACAUCUUCACACUCCAAUGUAUUUCUUCUUAGGAAACCUGUCUUGCUUGGAAGUUUGCUACAGUUCAACCAUUCUGCCCAGAAUGCUAGUUAGUUUCCUAUCUAGCAAUAAAGUAAUUUUCUUUAGGGUCUGUAUCAUGCAAUAUUUUUUCUUUGGUGGCUUGGCUGGCACAGAAUGUUACCUUCUAUCUGUGAUGUCUUAUGAUCGUUAUUUGGCAAUAUGCAAACCCCUGCAUUAUGCUGCUCUCAUGAAUAGCAAGCUCUGUCGAAAUCUGGUGUGUGGAUCUUGGUCAAAUGGUUUUCUUGUCAGUGCUAUAGUAACACUGUUUAUGUCACAGUUACAUUUCUGUGGCCCAAAUGUAAUCAACCAUUUCUUUUGUGACUCUCUUCCCAUCCUUAAACUUUCUUGCAGUAACACACAGCUCGUUUUCACAUUGAUAAUUGUUCUGUGCUCAGGGUUCACCAUUCCUCCUUUUUUCCUAACAUUGGCAUCCUAUGUUUGUAUUAUUUCUAAAAUCUUGAAAAUUUCAUCCAAAGAAGGGAGGCAAAAGACCUUCUCUACAUGCUCCUCUCAUCUCACUGUUGUGGCCAUUUUCUAUGGAUCCCUUGUGAUUGUGUAUAUGUUACCAAAAACAAAUGAACUGAUGGAUCUGAACAAAAUCUUCUCUGCUGGUUAUACCAUUGUGCCGCCCUUGCUGAACCCUCUCAUCUACAGCCUGAGAAACCAAGAGGUAAAGAAAGCUUUGAGAAGGGUUCUCCAUAAGUGUUGGCGAUAG
Messenger RNA from Varanus komodoensis (Komodo dragon), 942 nucleotides. Its product is annotated as olfactory receptor 5B21-like. Lineage: Eukaryota; Metazoa; Chordata; Lepidosauria; Squamata; Varanidae. The record is from RefSeq and is a predicted model, not a curated record. Gene Ontology annotation, cellular component: membrane. Gene Ontology annotation, molecular function: olfactory receptor activity; G protein-coupled receptor activity. The coding region runs from base 1 to 942 and encodes 313 amino acids. The transcript has a single exon. Gene Ontology annotation, biological process: G protein-coupled receptor signaling pathway.